Aureobasidium melanogenum CBS 110374 is the source of this 1872-nucleotide messenger RNA. RefSeq names its product P-loop containing nucleoside triphosphate hydrolase protein. The transcript has 3 exons. The coding region runs from base 1 to 1872 and encodes 623 amino acids. Gene Ontology annotation, molecular function: ATP hydrolysis activity; ATP binding. The record is from RefSeq and is a predicted model, not a curated record. NCBI's taxonomy places the organism in Eukaryota, Fungi, Ascomycota, Dothideomycetes, Dothideales, Saccotheciaceae.
AUGAAGGCAGAGCUGAAGCACCUCGAUCGCAAGUACAGCGAGAAGCAUCAGUGGUAUUACGCCGAGACAGUCGAGGACAAAGCUGUUCCUGAUCAGGUUGAUUGGUGGACAAAAUAUGCCCUCUGUGUGACAAGAUACAUGUCACAAGAUGGCAAAAAUGUCAACAAAGUAGUCGUUCAGAUAAACUCGCAACAUCUCAAGGACCUGCUGAAGGAGGCAAUCGGCUCUUACCCUGGCGUCAGUCUCGACACAAAGGACAUUGCUCUGACACAGCCUUGCCGUCUCCUUUACCACUACCUCGACGAGAUCAAGGCACUCGGCGAAAAGUUCGAAGCUGGCUCUGAAGCAGCAGCCCACUACCAAGUCCUUCUGAACCACAUCCAAGAGGAGUUUGGCGAGACGAUCCAGGAGGCAAACAAUCUUCGUGAGCAAAACGUCAUGAGCUACCAGCAUUUGUGGACUGUCUUUAAGCCCAAGACUAUUGCAUUUGCGCGCGUGCUUGGUCAGGUUCAAGCUUUCCGUGUGCUGGACUCUCACUACCAGUGUGGUCAAAACCCUCGCUUGGUACUUCAAUUGCAGCAAGUGGACUUUGAUGGUAAACGCUUUGGUCAUCGAAACGAACAGAUGGGCAUUCCUGCCUACCUGGGAGCCGUCGGGAUUAGCAAGCUCAAUGUCGUUCCUCGUCUCUUCUUCCCUCAAGUCGAGGAGGUAGAGCAAGCUCUCAUUGCAAGAGGUCGCCGUUUCGAGCAGUAUGCUGGUAUCCACUUUGCCGAGCAUGCAGCCAUUGCUUUGGAGCACGUCUACAACAGCGCUCGUGGUGACUACGAUAUCAAUCGCGUCCACAUCAGCGAAAGGGUUGUUAUUGACUGUUUGACACACCAUCGUCUCAACCCUGACCUUGCUAAGAGCGUCUACGACUCAGACAACUACGACAGCGACGACGACGAGUCGCCAAAGCGCCUAGAUGCUGAACUCAUGCCCACUGCCCAAAAAUCCUUCAAACCCUUGACUGACGAACAAUGUCUUCUCGCGUCUGCUUUGGUGCACGGUUUCUCCUUCACCCACAAAAAGUGGAUCGACAUGUUCAUCGACGAACUCUCCCCAGUACAAUGGAACGAACAAUGUUUCGACCAACUCGUGCUCGCACCUCGGCAGAAGAAACUCGUACAAGCCUUAGUCACCGAACACAUCUGCCAAAAGUCAGACUUCGACGACAUCAUAAAGGGAAAAGGCAAAGGCCUUGUUCUGGUGCUGCACGGUCCUCCAGGUGUAGGAAAGACUCUAACUGCAGAAUGUGUAGCUGAACGCUGCAAACGUCCUUUGUACGUGGUGUCCUCAGGAGACCUGGGAACAGACAGUUUCACGCUCGAUCAGCGAUUGACCCAGAUCUUGGAUAUGGCGAGUACAUGGCGCGCAGUCCUUCUCAUCGACGAAGCAGAUGUCUUCCUCGAACGCCGUUCUCUGCACGAUAUGGAGAGAAACGCCUUGGUCUCUAUCUUCCUACGUGUGCUGGAAUACUACCAAGGAAUCUUGUUCCUCACUUCCAACCGUGUGGACACGUUUGACGAUGCAUUCAAAUCGCGCAUCCACGUCCCUCUCAAAUAUACUGGUCUGGACACUUCUUCGCGCAAGCAGAUCUGGAAGAAUUUCCUCGACAAGGCAGAGGGCGGUGAGGAAGGUUCGGUCGUUGACGAAGAGGGCCUUGAUAAAUUGGCCGUGCACGACUUGAACGGAAGACAAAUCAAGGGCAUCGUGAGAACGGCUACCAGUCUUGCUCGCUACGACAGCAAGAAGUUGGAUCUGGAGACUUUGGAGCAGGUUGUCGAGAUCCAGAUGGACUUUGAGAGGGAUCUCGUGGGAGACAAGCAGUGA